Molecule: messenger RNA, 930 nt
Organism: Dalotia coriaria
Lineage: Eukaryota; Metazoa; Arthropoda; Insecta; Coleoptera; Staphylinidae
Gene: Sgt1
Product: suppressor of G2 allele of skp1
Exons: 5
Coding region: 139-762 (207 amino acids)
Molecular function (GO): protein-folding chaperone binding
Source: RefSeq, a predicted model, not a curated record
CUCUACGACGCGAUGAUUUGCUGUGACUGUGAGGUUAACAGCUCAAUCAUUGAGUCAAACAUUUUCAGAUCAUCUUUCAACCAAAAAUAACAAGCAGAUCGUGAAUUUCACAAAAAUCAGUCAGUAAAUCAGCUUGAAAUGGCUAAGGCACUGGAUGCAAUCAAAACAGAUUUCUAUCAGACUGAUGAAGCUGUAAUAGUCACUUUACUAGUGAAAAACGUCAAGGAAGAGUAUUUGACUGUGGAUGUUCAAGAUAGGAAGCUGACUGUGAAUCUAAAGUUCCCCGAUGUUGAGGAAAAGGUGCUGCAGUUCAAUCUGUUGAGAGCCAUCAUUCCAGAAAGUUCUACCUACAAAAUUAUGUCUACUAAAGUGGAAAUUAAGCUGCAAAAGUUGGAAGGGUACAGAUGGGAGAAGCUGGAGGGAGCUCUUCCUGAAAAUUACGCAAAACCAAUAUCAUCAGCUCCUCCUUUACUGUUUGACAAACCACCAAGUUAUCCAACAUCAAAAGGCACUGAUUGGUCAGCUAUUGAGAAGGAAAUCAUUGAGGAAGAGCUCAAAGAGAAGCCACAAGGUGAAGAUGGACUCAAUCAACUGUUUCAGAAGAUUUAUGGUGAAGGAAAUGAUGAAGUGAAGAAGGCAAUGAAUAAAAGUUUUAUGGAAUCUGGUGGAACUGUUCUAAGUACCAACUGGAAAGAGAUAUCUGAGAAGAAGGUGGAGAUCAAGCCACCUGAUGGCAUGGAAUACAAGAAAUGGGACAGUUAAAUCAUAGAUCAAAUAAUUUUCUGUUUUCUUUGCCAAAAGUUUGAAAAUGAACACAAAUCAUCACUAUGAAGAGAAAAUAUACUGAAAUUGUAUGUGUACUAAUCAUUUGUUAUCAUUUUUCGUGACUUUUGAGUGCUCAUUACUAAAUAAAUCGAUUUAUUCACCUGU